Acomys russatus (golden spiny mouse) is the source of this 1826-nucleotide messenger RNA. RefSeq names its product nuclear speckle splicing regulatory protein 1 (gene Nsrp1). The transcript has 7 exons. NCBI's taxonomy places the organism in Eukaryota, Metazoa, Chordata, Mammalia, Rodentia, Muridae. Gene Ontology annotation, biological process: regulation of alternative mRNA splicing, via spliceosome. The coding region runs from base 1 to 1629 and encodes 542 amino acids. The record is from RefSeq and is a predicted model, not a curated record.
AUGGCGGUUCCGGGCCGGCAGUAUGGGCUUAUUUUGCCAAAGAAAACGCAGCCGUUGCACCGAGUUUUGCCAAAACCGUCAGUGUUUGGAAACGACUCCGAUGAUGAUGAUGAUGAGACCUCCGUGAGUGAGAGCCUGCAGAGGGAAGCUGCUAAGAAGCAGGCCAUGAAACAGACCAAACUGGAGAUUCAGAAAGCCCUUGCAGAAGACCCCACUGUGUAUGACUAUGACAGCAUCUACGAUGAGAUGCAGAGAAAGAAGGAAGAAAGUGACCCCAAGCUGCUUUUGGGGAAAGACAGAAAGCCCAAAUAUAUUCACAACUUACUAAAAGCAGUCGAGAUCAGAAAAAAGGAACAGGAAAAAAGAAUGGAAAAGAAAAUACAGAGAGAACGAGAGAUGGAAAAAGGAGAAUUUGAUGAUAAAGAGGCAUUUGUGACAUCUGCUUAUAAAAAAAGACUUGAAGAGAGAGCUGAAGAAGAGGAAAGAGAGAAGAAGGCAGCUGCCCUGGAAGCACUUCUGGAUGUGACCAAGCAGAACGAUCUCAGUGGAUUUUAUAGGCAUCUAUUAAACCAAACAGUUGGUGAAGAGGCAGUUCCUAAGUCCAGCUUUCAUGAAGCCAGGACUGAAAUAAAAGAAGAGAAGCCCAGGGGUUACUCUGAUGAAACAAAUGCAGAGCACAGGCCACCACAGCAGAACUGUGUUCUCCAAAGAGGUGUAGAGAAAGAGGAGGAAAACCCAGAUGCUGACAGCGAUUUUGAUACUAAGAGCAGUGACGAUGAUGAAAGGGGAGAAAAUAAAGUAAACCACAGAAGGGAAGACACAGAUGCCUCCAGGACGCGCCCCAGGCAUCACAAGAGCCAGAGCUGCUCACGAUCUUCUAGUGAGGAGAGAGGGCAUAGUGGUAAGCACCACGCCAGAGGUUCCAAGUCAAGAGGCCAUGAGCAAACACGAGGGCAGCACCAGGACAGGUCCAGGGGCCAAGAGAGCUGUCACGUGGAGCGCAGCCACCGGGAGGAAAAGAAUUCUCACAGGCACAGAGAGGCCGAUCACAAAGAUCACUACUGGAAGAGGCAUGAGCAAGAAGAUAAACUGAAGGGACGGGAACAGAGAGAAAGACAGGACACAGAGUGGAAAAGGGACAGAUACUCCUCCAGAGAACAAGAAAGAGACCGAUACAGUGAGAGAGAAAAGAAAAGCAAAGAGAAAGGAGAGCACGUGAAAGGAGGGAAGGAAAGAUAUGAAAAGAAUGGCAAAUACAGAGAGAGGGAAAAGCAAGAUGGAAGUGGUCAGUCUUCAGAAAGACAUCGAGAGAGAAGGGAAGGCAGCCCAAGGUCUAGACCAAAGGACGAGUGUCCUGACCAGGACAGAUCCCGCAGAAUGAGAGACACAGAAAAGGACAAAGGGGACCACGAGAAGCCCUCUCGCUCUGAAACAUCAUUAGCAACAAAACACAGACUAGCAGAGGAAAGGCCAGAGAAGGCCAGUGAGCAAGAGAGGCCCCCUGAGGCCGCAAGCAAGUUCGCAAAGCGGAGCAAUGAGGAGACCGUGAUGUCAGCUAGAGACAGGUACCUGGCCAGGCAGAUGGCGCGGAUAAACGCAAAGACGUACAUUGAGAAAGAGGAUGACUAAUGCCUGUGGGAUCCGGAGUUCCUGGGAAGCACAGAAAAUUGUGACCCCUGGGACUUGCUGUAGGAAAGCAUAUGACUGUGUGAACACUGACUGGAGGGUAUUUUCAAGAUUGGUGAAGUCAAAAGUCAGUUCCUUCAGCUUUGGUGCUUGGCUGGUCUUGUAAGAUAUUCCCUAAGCUAUAACGUGUUCUUGGUUGU